Molecule: messenger RNA, 2262 nt
Organism: Penicillium taxi
Lineage: Eukaryota; Fungi; Ascomycota; Eurotiomycetes; Eurotiales; Aspergillaceae
Product: DUF4246 domain-containing protein
Exons: 1
Coding region: 1-2262 (753 amino acids)
Source: RefSeq, a predicted model, not a curated record
AUGGACAACAGCGGUAACGCCCCACUUCAAGUCCCUGGGUUUGGCAAUAUUCCAUUAUAUUAUGACCUCCCAGCUGAGGCACGCUUCGUGCACGGAAUAGUGGAUUGGAUCCAAGCCCCGAUUGUUACCGCCCGCGAGUUAGCAAUGGUCGGCGUGAUGGAUCGGAUAACCGAUCAUCCAACAUGGUUUGUCGAUAUAUUCAACCACCAAACCAUCGCAAACUGGCGAAAAGAAGCCUUUGAUACAACUCCCCUCAUGAGUGAAAUGGCAUGGACCUGGUGUGUGAAGGAACUUCAAGAUAAAGCGUUAUUUUUCCGCGAGAAUCAACAUGUUCGAGUACUUGAUACAGGAUCAUGCGUUUGUAAAUCGGAUACAACGACUUUAAGUGCUCUUAGCGGGCUCUUUCGACAAUCUGUCCCUUCUGUGCUUAUGCAGCAGCUAAAUCAGGAGAGUCCCCAGUCAACAAAUUUCGUCGAUUCCCAGACAAUCACAAUCGUUGAUCCAUUUUUAUUCCCCUUGGUGUACGGGAGAACUCUAGUCCUGGCAAAUGGAGGGACUGUGGAUUUAAAAAACAUUAUGGGCUCUUACAAAGAUACUACAAUUGCACCAAAGCAUAUCGACAGGCGAGUUCAGUCCCAUAAGUUUCAUGAAUUUCUAGAUGCCCACCCUCAACUUUCCACACAGAGGGGGUUCAAACCGUCAAUUGUUGAAGAGCCAUCCUGGAAUUAUCUUUGGAGUUCCAAUUUUCAGUCUCUUCCAUGCGAGGUGGGAUUUAUUGGGGAUUCUGGAACAGACGUACGGAUCACAUCAUACAUCAAUAACCUACAUCCAAGUCACAAGGCCUUAUACCAUGCCAUCGAAAAGCUUGUGUCUUUGGCAAUUAAGCCGUUCAACAAUUGUUUGAUUCAAGGGCAGUCCGACCAUUCCAAAAAAGGAUAUUUUGGUCAAUUCGGACGCGUUCCACUCCGAAUAAUGACAUUUGGUGUUGAAUGGGAGAAUGACCUUCUUGAUUGGGCUGAUGCUUUUGACUUGCCCUCAGAAGAGACGAAAAAGAUGUACCACAAGGCCAAAAAGAUAAUACGCAAAAAUAAUGCCGAACCGUUACCCAGGAAGUAUUGGUCGUUACUAAGGAUCGCGGAAUGGGAUGUGCAAAGACUAGGCUUUGUUGCAGAUAGAGAAAAUGAUGAGCCGCCUCCGGAAGACUCGGAACUAUGGGACAUGGCCAAGAAGUAUCUUGAACUUCCGGAGGAAUCAAAUGAUCCCAUCAAGGUUCCAGAUGACUGGGCAAAGGAUGCAAAAUCACUGUGGUAUAGCCUCACCCAGAAAGUGGAGCGGGUGAUUCGCUUUAAGCAUCCUGAGCCAGGGGCCGCUUUUUCGUAUGAGGACUGGAAGACCGGGCAGAAUAACAAGCCAGUUAUCGAUGUCUGUCGCGCGAAAAUGAAUGAUCUUGAUAAUCCAUUUUACGGGAUCUCUAUUCCAAAACCCUAUGAUAUCACUCUCGAGGAAACAUUUCGAGAACAAGGUCUACAAAUCAUUGUUAAGAUGGAGAAUAUUGAGCUCAGCCCUCAGAAUUCUUCUUACCCUGGCAAUGACUGGCAGCUUGAUGGCCAGCUCAACGAGCAUAUUGUAGCUAUUGCCACCUUUGCAUAUGAUGUUGCGAAUAUUACUGAGCCUCGAAUUGCAUUUCGCCAGUAUACUGAUCUCGGAGGAAGAUUCUAUCACUAUAAUGAGGAGUCAUGGGAAACUUCGAACUUCGACCUCAGAAACCUACCAGCCCGUCGACGUGGGAAGAAAUUCCGAGAACGUGACGCACUGGCAGAAAUCCUAGGGUUUACAUGGGAUGACCUCGACUAUAUCACUAACAGUGCGCCAUUCCAGAAUAUUGGGUCUGUUGCGACACCGCAAGGGCGACUAGUCACAUUUCCUCAUGUCCUAGAGCACCAACUCGCACCUUUCCAACUAGCUGAUCCGUCUCUUCCUGGGCAUUAUCGGUCAAUCAAGCUAUACUUAGUUGAUCCGCACUAUCGUAUAUGCUCUACCCGUAAUGUGCCACCACAGCAGCAUGACUGGUGGGCUGAUGAAGUGGGAAAAGACCUUCCCUCAGUCGGUCUUCCCCAAGAAUUAGUGAAUGAAAUUCUCCAGUAUACAGAUAGCUGGCCGAUGGGGAUGCAAGAAGCGACAGAGCACAGGCGAGAAUUAAUCAAGGAGCACCAUUGGCGUGAGGUGGCUAAAUUGAUUAAUCUAGGUGGUGUUGGUUUUUGA